AUGCUAUCUACUGUGCUAACCUACGGACAGAUCACCAAAGUAGUGAUUGAGCGUUACGAAGAGCAACGAGCGAAUUUCCGAAACCAUUUUGGCCACAACUUAUGGCCUGAACGAGUUGGACGGCCUGUUUUCAAGAAGACAUCUUUUGCUCGCGGGCGAAGAUACUCUCUCCUUCCAGCACUUUCUCUCGACGGUGUAAUUUAUAUUCAAGUGACGGAAGGCUCAUACAUAGCCGCCAAGUUUUACGACUUUGUUGACUGCCUUCUUGACUACAUGCAACCUUUCCCAAUUGUGGUGCACUAG
Molecule: messenger RNA, 303 nt
Organism: Marasmius oreades (fairy-ring Marasmius)
Lineage: Eukaryota; Fungi; Basidiomycota; Agaricomycetes; Agaricales; Marasmiaceae
Exons: 2
Coding region: 1-303 (100 amino acids)
Source: RefSeq, a predicted model, not a curated record